AUGACCGCGUCCAAGUUCGUGAACCGAUGUCCCGUGUGCUCACGCAAGUCCUGGCGGCUGCGUGAGCACCUGGACGAGAAGCACAAGGUUAGGAAUCCGGUGGAGCGUCGUGUCCUCCUGGCGUUCGCCAGGGGCCGGGUGAACGUCAAGGGGAUGCCGUGUCCGGUGCAGCGCUGCGGGUACGACGGCCGCCGUGUGCAGCAGCACCUGCAGGAGUCCCACCGCGACAUGGGUCAGCGGCAGAAGCGGCGUCUUCUGGCCGGCCUGCAGUGGCAGAAGACGCUGGAGAAGCUGCGGCAGCUGAGGCGCUCGGACCCCCACCCACCCAUGGCUACCGGGCUGGACCUGCCGGAGGCAGGCGACAGGGCCCCGGCAGAGGCGGAGGUUCGGCCAUCCCGCAGCUCACCUCCGCAACGCAGACCGGUGGUGGAGGAUGAGGAGGAAGAGCAGGACGACGAGGAGGACAUGCAGCUCCACCAUCGCCGGGACCACCCUUGCCUCCCAGCCCCGACGAGCCACGUUCCCCGGAGCGGGGGAACCAGCAGGACCAGCAGGACCCGCAGGAGGGCGGAUCCAGACGGCAGAGCCCGACCUCGACCACGCCUGCGGACCCCACAGAGCCCACCGAGCCCACCGAGCCCACAGAACCGGUGUCUGGAGGAGUGUCGCAGAUGGAUCCCGGAGCUUUUGCGCGACUCAUCGCGGAGGAGGCACGACGUGGUCCUGCGAUACCAGCUAUUCGGUUGCUUCGCGCUGUUGGUCGCUUCUCUGUACGGCCACAGAGCAGGCGUGGUCCGCAACAUGACAGCUGCUGAGGUACGAGAAGCCGAGGAUGGACACCGGCGCGACUCCUCCGGCUAUGUCAUUAACGUGAGACAACACAAGACGGCCAGGGCUUUCGGGAGCGCCCAGCUCUUCCUGACGCCGGAGGAGUUCGGAUGGCUAAAGAGCUGGAUGACCAUACGCAGCAAGCUGCGCCCCCAGACCGACCUGGUGUUUUUCAACUGCAACGGAGGACCGGUACACAAGCUGACCUCCUUCGCCCGGGACGCAUGGGCGAGGAUGCGCCUGCCUGGAUCCCCCUCCCUGACCGACAUACGCACCGCGGUAGCCACGAUGGCGAGGGACACCCAGUGCACGGAGGUCCGAAGGCAGAUGUCACACUUGAUGUGUCACGACACCAGAACCGCGGACCGUUUCUACGCGAUGCAGCUGAGUGUGACCCAGUUGGCCGCCAUGCGCAGGACCUUCGACGUGUCCAGGGGCGACGCUGAGCAGACUGUGGAUGAAUAAUGUGUGCUGGUUCAAUAAAGCCUCCUUAAACGAC
Messenger RNA from Poeciliopsis prolifica (blackstripe livebearer), 1327 nucleotides. RefSeq lists its product as uncharacterized. Lineage: Eukaryota; Metazoa; Chordata; Actinopteri; Cyprinodontiformes; Poeciliidae. Bases 1 to 1293 code for a protein of 430 amino acids. The transcript has 5 exons. The record is from RefSeq and is a predicted model, not a curated record.